CCCUGUUUGUACUUGAAUAAAACUAAUAAUUAAUAAAUAAUACGUUAGUGAAUAUGUCAAAACCUAAAGAAAAAGAACCCGUGGACAUAGUGCACCAAAAUGCGAUUCACGUCGAGACUAUAAUGAAGGAGUUGAGACACCAGAAGCUUCACACAGAGUUUAAUAUCAACCCAUUCAAAAAGCUGCACAUUUUGACCGAUAAGCCCAUGUCUGAAGUGUCCCGUGGAAAAGAAGAGGAGGAUCCUGCUUUUCUCCAGAUCAUACACGGGGCUCGUUUGGAACCAACAAAGAAGUACACGCACCCUCAGACUGAAGCACAAGAGAUAGGCUGGAUAUCCAGUCCUCUGCUUGUUUCAGAUCGCAACGACAGGAGACUAAACUUCCCACGGCAGAACUCUGAAAUCACUAAAUACAUGGAUGCUGCCUGGCGCCUGAAGGAGCAAACACAAAAUCUUGGGUGACAGUUUGGCUGUAUCUCCCUGAAGCUAUUACAAUACUACCAUAAAACAAGCCUGGAUAGACUGUGAGCACUACGAGCAUGCGUUAAUGUCAUAAAUAAACUCUACACAAAGUGCAAAAUCAAAUUUGUUUCUUAGAAAUGCUCAGUAUUACAGUAAAUAUUCAGUCAUGUUCGUGUCUCAAAUCUAAGCUGCCACUUAGAUGGUGUUUUACCUGUCUAGAUAGGCAGCCAACUAGGUUUUAAAACAUAGCCAUGGUGUUUAGAAUUUCAGUCGUGUACAGUAUCUGGAGAUAUGUAAAAGUGGGUCAAAUGUGCACCAUUCGUCACUAUAAAUGUAACCGCACCUGCCCAGCAGAACCUCCACAUAGUAAGCAAAAGAGAUUAGUCCACACUUAAUCGAUCCUAGAUAAUGUCAUAUUAUACAGAAAUAUGUUUCACACAGCAUGCUAUACAAGAAACAUCCAUUACUGUGGCUAUAAUCUACUGCCUGUUUAUUGGAACAUGUUAUACAGUAUAUAUCAGCCACUCAGGUCAAGAUA
Triplophysa rosa is the source of this 999-nucleotide messenger RNA. It is a transcript of the gene cfap144, whose product is annotated as cilia and flagella associated protein 144. Bases 54 to 461 code for a protein of 135 amino acids. The transcript is spliced from 4 exons. Gene Ontology annotation, cellular component: ciliary base. Lineage: Eukaryota; Metazoa; Chordata; Actinopteri; Cypriniformes; Nemacheilidae. The record is from RefSeq and is a predicted model, not a curated record.